Molecule: messenger RNA, 699 nt
Organism: Botrytis byssoidea
Lineage: Eukaryota; Fungi; Ascomycota; Leotiomycetes; Helotiales; Sclerotiniaceae
Exons: 4
Coding region: 1-699 (232 amino acids)
Source: RefSeq, a predicted model, not a curated record
AUGUCCAACUUCGACCAAGCUGACGCAGGUUUUUCCGCACUCAAUGAGCCCCUCGGUAUUCAGUUCGAAAAGCGGCAUCGUGAUGCGGAUUUUGACUUGAGGGAUUUGAUCAAUUAUCGUCCACAUGAUGCCCCUCAUAAUGAUAAUUCAGAAAGCAGAGCCUUGAUAAACAACGAAUCCUCAGAUCCUGCCAGGGCGGCGUUCGAGGUAGCACGGGAUCUUCUACGUCUCGAAUUUAGAUCAAUGAGGAGCUUGCUUCAUCAAAUACAGUACUCUGAAUGGCCUUACAGACGAUUCCCGUAUGUCCCUUACUGCUUACUCUUCAUGUGCGGGUUCGCUUGGGCACAAGCUCUAAUAGCAGACAGCAAUGAAGAGACCGGCAUGGUGAAAAACGAUAUACACAACUUGCGUUCAUUCCGGCAGGUCAACGGGAUAUCCAAGAUUGUUUGGCGCUCGACUAUAAAUGCAGCAUUGUAUUCGAAGCAUAAUGAGCUUCGUCUUGCUUUACUCGCUGGCCUCGGUAUAUCUAGUGUGUGGUCUAUCUAUCGGGCGUGGAGGUUGGGAACUAUCAUGUGGUGCAGAUAUUCUUUAGAGGCUUUGAUCAAGAAGUUUGAGGUCGGCCAGUUGGAUGAGCGGGAUAAGGGAGCAUUGAAGGGUCUCAAGUGGACGAUGUUGUGGUGGAUCAACAUCAUGCUUUGA